Molecule: messenger RNA, 2964 nt
Organism: Protopterus annectens (West African lungfish)
Lineage: Eukaryota; Metazoa; Chordata; Ceratodontiformes; Protopteridae
Product: major facilitator superfamily domain-containing protein 8-like
Exons: 13
Coding region: 391-1869 (492 amino acids)
Biological process (GO): transmembrane transport
Molecular function (GO): transmembrane transporter activity
Source: RefSeq, a predicted model, not a curated record
UAUCCUGUGGAAGGAUGUUUAGUCCCUCCCAUCUGUUCUAGCCUGCUUUUCUCUGUUGAGAGCUGUAUGGUUCUUUACAUGUUUUUUUUCUUUUCCUUCAGGUGUUCAAAGACAGCACUUUUGUCAGCAGCUGAAAGAAUAUGAACAAGUGUGUAAAAUCAAAAAGGAAAGCUUGCAUACUUCAGACGUGCAUUUGUCUUUCUGCACUUUUGAGCAGUUUGGAUCUUACUCUGUUAAAUAUCCACACAGUACAGUUCAAACAAAAUGGACUUGAAAGUGAAAACUCAGAAUGUUUAAAGGGUGAACUCUUGUAAGAGCUGCCUUCCAGAAAGGGCUGUAAAGGGCUGUAAGACUGCAGCAAAACUGAGUGAAGAAAUAGCUGAGGAGUUAAUGGAUUAUCAGAGAAAGAGGCGACUCACUCACAUCUGCAUUGGCCUAAUCUUUCUCUUCAGUGGAAUUGAAUAUGCUGUGAUUCUGCCAACCAUCUGGGCAUACCUGCAGACUCUUCAUGCAGAGCCUUAUUUCCUGGGUCUCGGUUUAGCAGCUUUUAGCUUCAGUGGCCUGCUGGCUGGGCCUGUCUUUGGACAAUGGUCUGACAAGACUCUCAAGACCAAACCAGCUAUUCUUUUUGGUAACCUUUUUGAGAUUGCAGGCAAUUUUAUGUACUUCGUUGGUAUCUCUAAAUGGUUGUUGCUGGCAAGUCGGUUGGUAGCAGGAAUUGGUACAGGAGCUGUUGCUUCCAUCUUUGGCUACCUGACGCGGGCCACCUCCUCAGAGGAACGGGCCACUGUGUUUGCUGCUGUUAUGGCAUGCAGGCAAUUUGGUCUGCUCAUUGGUCCAGCAUUCAACCUAUUUCUAAGGUACUGCAAUUUCCACAUUGGGCCAUUUGUAGUGAAUAAGUAUACAGCACCUGGGCUGUUUAUGUGCUUUCUCUGGAUACUUCUGCAAGUACUGGUUGUUUUCAUGUACUCUGACCUCCAGCCACUAAAGAUCCAUAUUCAACAAACUGGAGGUGAGCAGGAGGAGGAGGAAAAAACUCUGGUUUGCAAUACCUCAGAUGAACAUAUGGCUAAUGACAACUCAGUUUAUGGAAGCAUGACAGGCAGAGAGAAGCCACUGGCUUCAGUAAAUGGAGAAGUAUUUCAUCCAGAUGAGGAUCGCUACAUUUCCAAUGGCCACAUUGAAAAAGCAAACGAUGAAGUGAAUGAGAACCCCUUUCAAAACUUCAGUGCAACCAGAGAGUAUUUGCGUGAAGAAGUGGUGGUGCUUCUUACAGCCCAGUUCAUUACUCUCUUCAACCAAACAGCGCUGGAGACUAUGGUGACACCUCUUACUCAGAAAUACUUUGGAUUUGGAGAGCUGGAGAACAGUAUCAUGUACUUCCUUUGUGGUGCUGAGGUCAUUGCUGGAUUUGUCUUGGUGAGAUGUCUAAGCACAAGGUUUGCUGAUCGGGUGAUUUUGGCAGUCGGCCUUGUAAUAUGUAACAUAUCUUGCAUUUGGUGUAUAAUCUUCUUGGCAGACCCCAAAGGUCAGUGGGGUAUCUUGUUGGCUGAGUUCAUUAUUGGGGUUUUUCUGCAAGUCCUGGGACUCCCGUUUGUUGCUGUUUCUCAAAUAUCCCUCUUCUCUAAAGUCACAGCUGAAAAGACACAGGGUUUUAGCCAAGGACUGCGGCGCUCUGUUGGUGGCAUUGCAACAAUCCUGGGUCCUCUUUGGGCAGGAGGUUUAACGCAGAACUUGUACGUGAUGCUGGCUGCAAUGAUGGCACUGCUCACCCUACUGACGGUUAUGAUGGGAUUAUCAUAUAAGUACUUGGUGGAACCACAGACAGACCCAACGUAUAGGACUGCCCAAGAAGAGGAGGAGGCAUGACAUUAGAGAAAAUAUAAGACAGAAAACACAAGGUGAUACAGUCUGAUGCUGGUAUGCUACUUCUCAUGUUAAGUUUUGAAGAACUUUUGAAGUAAUGUGCAAGAACUUUGUUCCAUCCGCAUUUCUAAUGUGUGCAUUCUGUGUGAUAAAAAGUCCUAAAAACCCAAGCACUGUGCCUUUUUGAGCAAUAGUUAAUGCACAAAAACCACUCUAAAUAAAACUGUCAAUAUUUAUCUUACAAGAUGAUUUUUGUUCCACAAAUAUGUUUCUUUUCCUCAAGCACCUCAGCUUGGGUUUAUUCUGUCUGAAAACAUCUCCGUAUUAAAACUGUAAAUAAUGUUGGUUCGACCAGUCAGCUAGUGAAACUUCACUACUGUUUCUGCAGACAAUUCAAGCUGACUCGGCAGGUAACUGCAGAAAUCCUGCACGUAUGUCACAUAAUGUAUGCUGAUAUGAUUUGCUGCUGCUAGGAAUUUUUCAGAUACAGAAAGUGAAACAUUUUCUGUGAAUUUAAAGUACAAUAAUGUAUGGAACAUUUUCUGUGAAUUUAAAGUACAGUAGCAUAAGUACAAACUUCAAAAAGACAUGUAUUAUUUUUUACACAGUGAGGUUCAAACAUGGUGAUUAUAGACCACAUUUUCAUUAGUUUUAUUGUAAAAAUUCCACUGCAUAAUGCAAGUUCAUACAAAAGCAGAAGGAACUAAAAAGCACAAUUAUGCAGAAUUUCAGUAUGUGGCAUACUGUUGGAACUGCACUGGGUCUACUGCCCAUCAUCAAACCUACUGCUCUGUUACUUGUGGUACAUAUUCCAAAUCAAUUACUUUACCAUAGUAUGGUGUCUUGGUAAGCAAUUCUCAUUUUUCUUUGCAUUUCUUAAGAAUUAUGUAGUUCCUACUUGCAUGAUAUGAAUUAACAAUGACCACAGCAGACUGUAUAUAGUCUAAUUACUGAUAAAUUUGAAAUAAUACUCUUUUGAACUUAUGUCCUUAAGUAUGCCAUGCCUGAAGUUAAGUCUGCAAACAUCCAUUCAUUUUAACACUGUAUGUGGAGCAGUGAAAUGCUAUCAAUAAAACAGAAUGCUACUUGGAACUGAAA